This is a messenger RNA of Cheilinus undulatus (humphead wrasse), 7347 nucleotides long. Its product is annotated as coatomer subunit beta'-like. The coding region runs from base 75 to 4016 and encodes 1313 amino acids. Gene Ontology annotation, molecular function: protein binding; structural molecule activity. Gene Ontology annotation, cellular component: COPI vesicle coat. Lineage: Eukaryota; Metazoa; Chordata; Actinopteri; Labriformes; Labridae. The transcript is spliced from 22 exons. Gene Ontology annotation, biological process: endoplasmic reticulum to Golgi vesicle-mediated transport; retrograde vesicle-mediated transport, Golgi to endoplasmic reticulum; intra-Golgi vesicle-mediated transport. The record is from RefSeq and is a predicted model, not a curated record.
AGAAGCUCGACGAAGGCAGCAGGGAGGCCGGUCUCUUAAAGUACAACACCGCAGAGACCAACUGACGUUAAAACAUGCCUCUGCGGUUGGACAUAAAGCGGAAGCUGACGGCUCGGUCAGACCGUGUGAAGAGUGCAGAUCUGCACCCCACAGAGCCAUGGAUGGUGGUCAGCCUGUACAGUGGCACUGUGGUGGUCUGGAACCAUGAGACACAGACAAUGGUGAAAACCUUUGAGCUGUGUGACCUGCCUGUCAGAGUGGCCAAGUUUGUAGCCAGGAAACACUGGGUCAUCACUGGAGCAGAUGACAUGCUGAUCCGUGUGUUUAAUUAUAACACACUGGAGAGGGUUCACAUGUUUGAGGCUCACUCUGACUACAUCCGCUGUAUCGCUGUCCACCCAACACAGCCCUACAUCCUCACCAGCAGUGAUGACAUGUUGAUCAAGCUGUGGGACUGGGACAGGAAGUGGUCAUGUAGCCAAGUCUUUGAAGGACACACACACUACGUCAUGGAGAUCGUCAUCAACCCCAAAGACAACAACCAGUUUGCCAGUGCCUCUCUGGAUAGAACCAUAAAGGUUUGGCAGUUGGGCUCCAAGACUCCCAACUUUACCCUGGAGGGCCACGAGAAGGGAGUGAACUGUAUUGAUUACUACAGUGGAGGAGACAAGCCCUACCUCAUAUCAGGAGCAGAUGACCGCCUGGUCAAGAUCUGGGACUAUCAGAACAAAACGUGUGUGCAGACCCUGGAGGGUCACGCCCAGAAUGUCACCUGCGCCCGUUUCCACCCUGCACUGCCGAUCAUCCUCACUGGAUCUGAGGACGGCACAGUCCGAGUUUGGCACUCCAACACCUACCGGCUUGAAAACACCCUGAACUACGGCAUGGAGAGGGUGUGGUGUAUAUGCGGCCAGCCGGGCUCAAACAGCGUGGCUUUGGGUUAUGAUGAAGGGAGCAUCAUCAUCAAGCUGGGUCGGGAGGAACCAGCCAUGUCCAUGGACUCCAGUGGGAAGGUUAUGUGGGCUCGCCACUCUGAGGUGCAGCAGGCCAACCUGAAGGCCAUGGGAGAUACUGAGAUUAAGGAUGGAGAGAGGCUCCCGCUGGGUGUCAAAGACAUGGGCAGCUGUGAGAUCUACCCCCAGACCAUCCAACACAGCCCCAAUGGGAGAUUUGUGGUGGUUUGUGGCGACGGGGAGUACAUCAUCUACACUGCCAUGGCUCUAAGGAACAAGAGCUUCGGCUCAGCUCAAGAAUUUGUCUGGGCGCACGACUCCUCACAGUAUGCCACUAGGGAAGGCAACAAUGUGGUCAAAAUCUUUAAGAACUUUAAAGAGAAGAAGACUUUUAAACCAGACUUUGGUGCUGAAGGUAUUUUUGGCGGUUUCUUACUGGGGGUGAGGUCAAACAGUGGCCUGGCCUUCUUUGAGUGGGAGAGUGCAGAACUGAUCCGCCGCAUUGAGAUCCAACCAAAACAUAUCUUCUGGUCUGACUCUGGUGAACUUGUGUGCAUUGCUACAAGCGAGUCUUUCUUUGUGCUGCGCUACCUGCAAGAGAAAGUAACAGCCGCUCAAGAGUCCAAAGGAGAAAUCACAGAGGACGGGAUUGAAGAUGCAUUUGAGGUGCUUGGAGAGGUCUCAGAGGUGGUGAAAACAGGUGUAUGGGUUGGAGACUGCUUCAUCUACACCAGCUCUCUAAACAGAUUAAACUAUUAUGUUGGUGGAGAGAUCAUCACCAUUGCUCACCUGGACAGAACCAUGUAUCUUCUGGGCUACAUCCCCAAGGAUGAUCGUCUCUACCUCGGAGACAAGGAGCUGAACAUCGUCAGCUAUGCCCUGCUGCUCUCUGUGCUGGAAUACCAGACCGCUGUCAUGAGGAGGGACUUCAGCACUGCUGACAAGGUUUUACCCACAAUCCCCAAGGAGCAGAGGAUCAGGGUUGCCCACUUUUUGGAGAAACAGGGCUUCAGACAGCAGGCCUUGGCUGUAUCCACAGACCUGGAGCACAAGUUUGAGCUGGCUCUGCAGCUGGGGGAGGUCAAGAUAGCUUACCAGCUGGCCUUGGAGGCAGAGUCUGAGCAGAAAUGGAAGCAGUUGGCAGAGCUGGCUACGACAAAGUGCCAGUUUAGUCUGGCCCAGGAGUGUCUGCACCAGGCUCAGGAUUAUGGGGGAUUAUUGUUGCUGGCCACCGCCUCAGGCAAUGCCAACAUGGUCGGGAAACUGGCAGAGGGAGCGGAGAGGGACGGGAAGACCAACGUGGCCUUUCUCACCUACUUCAUGCAGGGACGAUUGGAAAAAUGUCUGGACCUUCUCAUCAAAACAGAUCGGUUGCCAGAAGCUGCAUUUCUGGCAAGGACGUAUCUGCCCAGCCAUGUGGCAAGGGUGGUGAAACUGUGGAAGGAGAGUCUGUCCAAGGUCAACCAGAAGGCGGCAGAUGCUCUGGCUGACCCCACCCAGUACAGCAACCUGUUCCCUGGCCUCCAGCAAGCCCUGCUGGCUGAGCAGUACCUGAAGGAGACUCAUGUCAGGGUCAGACCUGCUGCAGAAUAUCCCCUCAUCAUGCCAAAUGAGGACCGUAAUGUUCUGGAGGAAUCUGCAGGAUUUCUGCCAAAAGAGGAGAUCACUGACCCAGAGGAAGCUGUGAUGAGUAUCAUUGAAAGUGUCAUGGUGGCAACCGUGACGAAGGCUGUGCCUGCAGAAACAGCAAUGGACACUGAGGAGGUACCAGUAAAAACAGCAGCUGUGACAGAGGCUGCACCUGCAGAAACAGCAGUAGAAACAGAGGCUGCACCUGCAAAAACAGCAGUAGAAACAGAGGCUGCACCUGCAGAAACAGCAGUAGAAACAGAGGCUGCACCUGUGGAAACAGCAGUAGAAACAGAGGCUGCAUCUGUGGAAACAGAAGCAGUGACAGAGGCUGAACCCAUAGAAACAGUAGAGGUGACAGUGGAGGCUCUUAAAGAAGCAGCAGUGGAGGUAGAGGCUGCAUCUGAAGAAGCAAAAGCAGAGACAGGGGAGCUACCUGAAGAAACAGCUGCAGCUGAGGAAUCUAUCCUGUUAAAACAGGAGAUUACUGAUCCAAUUUUACAAGCAGAAGAGGAAGAAUCCAUGCCAGUAGCAAAAGCAGCAUCCCCCCUACCUGCAGCUGUGCAAGAAGAGCACGAUGAACCAAAACAAGCAGAAUCUGUUUCUUUUCUGGAGGAAAGCAUCACUCCAUUAGAGGAGGAAUUAGUCUCAGUUGAUGAAGAAAUGUCAGAAACUACAUCUAAGAUUCUCCCUAAAGAGCCAGAGAUGGUACCAGCCAGUCUUGUGGAUGUCCAGUCAUCAGCAGAGACAAAUCUUCUGGAAGUUACUGCAACAGCUGUGACCCUUGUUUCUGAAACAUCUGCAGAAACAGCAGACACUGCCAUGGCAAUGGAAGAAACACAAAGUGAUCUAGUAGCAGCAGACACCUCAGUAGUGGACGUCACGGUUAGUAAUAGUCUCAUAGAUGAUAAAGCUGUACUGGAAGCUUUUGAAAACAUGACAAUGCCUAGUAAUGAAGCACCAACCCUCAUAGGUACAGCAGCAGAGGAGACCCCUGUUGCAGAGGAAACAGGAGCAUCAACCAUAGCAGUGGAGGAGCUCAUAAGCUUUGAAAACACAGACAGUCCACAACUGGAUCCACCUAUCCAAGCCCAAACCUUUCCAGAUUUGGCUCUUGAUCCACUGCAAGACCCUCUCCAAGAUGCUAUGCCGGUAAUGAUGCCAGUCCAGUCUCAAGAACCAAAACAGGAGGAACAAAUCCCAAAACUAGAGCCUGUAGUUCCUCUACUGGCUGAGGCAGAGGUUUUAAUCCCAGUAUCAGCUCCUGCAGAGGGGACCAUAGUAGAGAAGAAGGAGGUUGAGGUGGAACCCGCAGAAGACCUCGGGGAUGACAUGGUGGAUGAGGCCCUAGAUGAUCUGGAUUUGGACAAUUUUGACCUGGAAGACAUCGACACCUCAGAUGUCAACCUGGAUGAUGAUUUCUUGUCUGACUAGGAAGAAAAAUAUUUUGCAAGUUGUUGCUCUUUUUAAAAGCCAAAGUCUUGUUUAAAAAGGUGUUAACAGAGAGACAAAAAUGGCGUAAUUUAUGGUACUGUAGGACCAAAUUUUACAAAAUAUAGACCUCAACUCUGAUAAUUGCAGACUGAGUUAAUUUAAUUAACGGGGAGAUUAUAAGCAGGGCCCUUCUGCAGCAAAAAUAACUGAGAAAUGAAAGGAGAAAAGUAAUUUUAAAGGGAGAAUAAGGAUUAAAAUAUAGAUUUGUUAAUGUUUGUGUUAUGGAAUUAUUACACUGUUGUAUUGGACUUAGACUUCAGAUGAGGGUGCAUACCACGAAGCAAGAUUAGAGGGUAAGCAUCAAGAUUGACUUUUCUGUAUCAUGAAGCUGGCUUUCUUUUAAAUCACCAUGGUGAAACUGACCCUGGUCUGGACCAGAUUGUUUUCAGAGUUUUGUCCUUAAAUCAUUGGAAGCCUGGAGUAUUCUCAGCUGGCAUUAUUGAUCUUCAUUUUAAAAAUGUUAAUGCAAACUUUUGGAAAUGCAAAGUUAUAUUUGUACUGUUACAAAAUGAAGCUGUGCAGUUAGGCCUGCAAUCAGACUGUGUGCAUCACAUCACAGAGACACCCCUCUUGUUUUUACCUGUUUGCAUCUACACUUAUAAUAUCAGCAGGUUUUACAUAGUAGACAAGGGCACAGCAUCCUAAAAUAAAUAAAUAAAUCCCAAAUAUAAACAAUAAAAUGAAGAAACUAGCAUUUCAAUCUUGGUCAUAAUGUGAUAAAGGCAAAAGCUUUUCAACUUAAUUAAAGUUCCACAGUUGUCACAUUAAAAAUGAAAUAGAAUCACAAGCAAUUGAAUUGAUGGCAAAAUCACAAAUUAAAAUACAAAUUAGCAAAAUACUUUCCUGCAGUGUCUCUUCUUAAGACCAGCAGCGUCUUUUGUAAGGCAAUAAUGCUUUUGUAUUCCUCAUUUCAUUCUGACAGUCUUACAGCCAGCUUAUUGUGGUAGAAGUGUGACGCACCGCUGUGAAUACCCAGUCUUGUCUGAGCAUGCCCACAGUCUGGUGAAUAAAGCCUGAUAAUGAUGGGAUUCAGCUCUUUUAGAUGGUCUGGAUCAUUUGAUUCAGCUCAGUAAUAAGAGAUAGCUUUUUUGGCUCCAAAAGUGGUCUUCAUGUGGAAUUUUGGCUCAGCCAAAUCAGCCAAAUUAAGAAAUGUUCUGAUGGAUAUGUGUGAAUGUAUUUUACUCAGACUGUGCUUAUUUUUGUUUAAUUCAUGAAAACUAGAGCCCUGUGCGGGACCCUUCUCUUAAUCCCACUCGCACCUGCUCCAGCUGGAUUUCUGACCAUUACCACCCACUCCUGCAGCGCGUGCCGUCCAGUCUUACCCGAGGCAGGUGUGUCCAAUUCUGCACGGAUUCUGACAAUCUAUGUUAAUAUUCAGAAUAACAGACAGUGCAUUCAAUUAAAGGAAUGGUAAUAUUAAUCUGUUCACUAAAGUACCAUCUUGACAAAAGUUCCACUCUGAAUUCUGAAAAAUUUCCUGAUCUCUGGAAAGUUUAUGUGUAAAAAAAAAACUACAGCGCAUUUCCAUCAGCUCUCACAGACAGUGGUCUAAUCUUGACUCUAUUAACGUCAUGCUGUUACCACCCUAGAUGCUUAAUGCAGUAAGGCCAAUUUGAAGGGAAGGGGGUGUUUUUACCCCAAACAGCUGCAUAUGAGCUCAGCAUCUCCGCGUGCCAAUGCUUUUUGCGAUGAUUAGCCUGCAGCAACAGAGCAUUAAAGCUGUGCCGUUCAACUUACUUAGAAAGUUUUAGCGCAUGCACUUUAUUGUGGAGCUUUAACAAAGCCUCACACCGUUUGGCUGCAUGGAGACAGACACAUUGAAGCAUGUUGACGCAGCACCGCCAGCUACAACCAAUAAAUAACAGCAAAGAAACUGUGAUUUCUAACACCAAUUUUUGACAUGUCUCCUAUAUAAUUUUGGUUAAUAUGAGCAUGGAGAAGUGCUUUAAAGAGAGCUUACUUUAAUCAGGAAUCAUGGAGCAGGAGUAUCAUCACAUCCAGGGGAGCAAAAUACGUUUCCUUGUGGGCUUGUUUCAACACAGUCCGGUUGUUUUCUAGCUCUGUCACUUUCUGUCUGUUAUGAAGAAAAACAAGACUCAUGAAUCUCAGUGUAGUUUCCGUCUUUUGGUGUGUGUGUUUGGGAGCAAAGGCUGUCCCCUCUUCAGCAUUCUGGUGGAAUGAUACAGGGGAAGUGAAGUAAUGGCACAUAAUGGGGGACUGGGGCAAACUGAAGCAAAAGGUGCAAAAAUUUAGGAUUUUAAGAAAAUCUGUAGAUAGUUAUGAUUUUUUUUUUUGGCACCAGAUAUGAACCUGUACACCCAAGAGGUCUUCUGAGAGGUUUCAAGGACUAUUAGAGCAAAGGUGUGGCUUGCAAUUCGAGACAGACACACAGACACGCCGCCGGCUAUAGUAGUAAGAUGUCACAUUAAUUUUCCAAGAAUUUUGCAUCUCUGUAAAACCUCUUGAAUUAAAGCUGCUCUCUGGCGGGGGAAUAUGACACCUGUUAUGUUAUACCAUCAAGCAGAAUCCUGAGUGCAUGUUGUUUCUGUGGUAGAGCGAAGUGGAUAAAAAAUUGUCUUUAUUCUUGUAGUAAAAAAAUAGGGAACCACCUCUCAUCAUGAACAUGAAAGAGCCAGCUUAGAACUUGUUAAACCGUUUGCGAUUGACACAUCACUAAACCUUGAGUUAACAGAAAGUUUAUAACCAGCUUUGUGAAAGCCUGGGUGUGUUGAACUUGCUUCGUGGUACUACCCCUUUAACAUUUAUACACCAAUCAUGGAGUGGCGGUCAAAGAAAGCUUUCGCGUUUUGUGAGAUGUGCCUUGUUGUGAUGAACUUCACCAGCUAAAAAUUAGAUUUCAUCUUAGUACCUCCUUUCUUACUUUUACCUCACAUGUAGCACCACUGUUGAUCAGGGUGUUAUCCAGUAUCUUUAUAUAAGAGGAAUUAAACCAUUCUGUUUCUCUUAACAUUCCAGCUUGAUUAGAGCAGUAUGUUUUUAAAUCUAAGAAAAGGCUGCCUGUCUUCUGAAUGAUGACUUUUGUAAGACAGCAAAAUGCUAAAGAAGCUAAAGGUUUCAAAAAGUCUGUAGUUACAUUUAGUGUCUUUUAUAACAUGUCACUUUUGGAUGCUUUAAUAGAAAGUAGUUGCAUUUCUCUUUCAGCUGGUUUCAACAGAUGCUUUUGGUUUUUCACAAUAUGAGAAAACAGAUUAAAAACUUCACAAUCUCUGUUACAAGUGCAUUAUUGAAAGACUUUAUUUCUUUUUUCAAG